Messenger RNA from Quercus robur (English oak), 5268 nucleotides. Its product is annotated as two-component response regulator ARR14-like. The transcript has 5 exons. Bases 2906 to 4663 code for a protein of 585 amino acids. Gene Ontology annotation, biological process: phosphorelay signal transduction system; cytokinin-activated signaling pathway. Gene Ontology annotation, molecular function: DNA binding. NCBI's taxonomy places the organism in Eukaryota, Viridiplantae, Streptophyta, Magnoliopsida, Fagales, Fagaceae. The record is from RefSeq and is a predicted model, not a curated record.
CAAUUUGGGUUAGACUGUCUUCAUUUUCUACUGUAAUUCUAACACUUCGCCUCAUGCAUGGGCCUAAACUCCCCCUUAAUUAGUGGGGCCAAAUGGGAUCUCCUAUCUUUGUCCUAAAAGCUUAACUUGUUAGAAAAUGGUGAAUUUAAUCAUUUAGCCAUAAUUCUAACAAGCUAGAUAUAUUCUUUAAAGCUUAAACAAAAGUUGUUUUCUAGUUGCAAGGUUUGUAGGUUCUAACGCUUGAAGUGUUAUUCAAAGUUAGUCAUUUGAGUCUAAUUUAAAAUUAAUGAGGCUCACUUAUUAUAAUUACACAUAUAGAAAUUUGAUCUUUAUUACAAGAUAACAUCUAGGUAUUAUAUUAUGCAUCAUAUUAAUUAUGUGAGGAUGUUCUCCCAUUUUGUUGAUUAAUGCUUUUGAAUAUGAUUUGAUAAAGUGAAAAAUUGCCUUCUGCAGUUUGUCAUCAUGUUAAUCUCAAAACAUUAGAUGACAUGAAAAUUACUUUAAAAACAAUCUCAAACAAAUAAUUUCCAAAAUUUUGACAAAUCUGGAAUAUUUUCAAAACUUUCAAGGCAGUACUGUCAUUUCCCCAAAUAAUAAUGCAGACUAGGCAUACAUGAAAUGAGCAAUAUAAUCAUUUUAUGAAAUGUUUUUAUCCCAUCACAACACAUUUUUGGUAACAACUCUGUUGCCAAGGCCAAUGGCUCUGCAUGGUGACCAUCUGUCACCCUUGCAACUGCCUCUACAUCUCAGUUAUAUCUUUUCGUAACGAUAUAGUUUUGACGUGUUACUAAAUAUAUUUUCAAAAGUUGAAAAUUUGUACAGGGAUACAAACAAGCAUUCUUUUAUUACGGUAUCUGUUUGUGUCAGAGCCUAAUCAAUCAUAAUUGACGUUGUAGAAAUUGGAAAAUCAAAUAUGAAGAUUUUAUACAAGCACUUUGAGAUUGAUUAGGCGUGAUUAAUCAUUUAGCCAUAAUUCUAAGCUAGAUAUAUUCUUUAUUGCUUAAACAAAAGUUGUUUUCUGAAGCUUGAAGUGGUACUCAAAGUUAGUCAUUUGAGUCUAAUUUAAAAUUAAUGAGGCUUACUUAUUAUUAUUAUGCAUAUAGAAAUUUGAUCUUUAUUACAAGAAAACAUCUAGGUAUUAAUUAUGCAUCAUAUUAAUUAUGUGAGGAUGUUCUCCCAUUUCGUUGAUUAAUGUUUUUGAAUAUGAUAUUGAUAAAGUGAAAAUUUGUCUUCUACAAUUUGUCAUCAUGUUAAUCUCAAAACAUUAUAUGACAUGAAAAUUACUAUAAAAAUCAUCUCAAACAAAUAAUUUCCAAAAUUUUGACAAAUCUGGAAUCUAUUCAAAACUUUCAAGGCAAUACUGUCAUUCUCAAAAUAAUGAUGCAGACUAGGAAAACAUGAAAUGAGCAAUAAAAUUAUUUUAUAAAAUGUUUUUAUGCCAUAACAACACAUUUUUGGUAACAACUCUGUUGUCAAGGCCAAUGGCUCUGCAUGGUGACCAUCUGUCACCCUUGCAACUACAUCUACGCCUCAGUAAUAUCUUUUCGUAACGAUAUAGUUUUGAUGUGUCACUAAAUAAAUUUUCAAAAGUUGAAAAUUUGUACAGGAAUACAAACAAGAAUUCUUUUAUUAUGGUAUCCGUUUGUGUCAGAGCCUAAUCAAUCAUAAUUGAUGUAGUAGAAAUUGGAAAAUCAAAUAUGAAGAUUUUAUACAAGCACUUUGAGAUUGAUUAGGCAUGAAGUUAUCUGCCAGAUCAUAAAAUGUAGCCUUUUUCAUUCAUCCACCCAUUCUCAAUUAUAUUCCUAUCUGCUGUUGAUAACUCAACUAUGAAAGGAAUGCAGGCAGUUUUAAAUAAAUCAUGUAACAAAUGAACAGCAGCUUGUUCCGGAAAUUGACACCAGACAAACUAACUAGGAUAUUCAGGAAUAUUAUAAGAAUUUAUUUUGAGAAACUUAUGGUAUGUUGGGCUCCAAAUAUGAGACCAUAAGUAAAUCCUGUGGUUAUUGGAGAUCCUAGUAUAUGUGUUUGAUAUUGAUGCAUGCAACAGUCAAGUGAUCAUCUGCAGAGUUUAAAAAAUACUAAUGGGAAAAUCAUGGAGUCAUGUAUCUUUGCAAUGGCCCUUGAUAUGCUAGGUGUGGAGCCUCCCAGACUAAACUGUGAAACUUAAAUUGGAUUUAAUAAUAAGUUAGCUAAAUUUACUUACUUUAUCAAGUCUAUGACAGUCAAAUAGGUUUUGAGACCUCUAACAACUAAGAGCAACAUGAAUUACUCUAAUUGAACAAGUCGAGAUUAUAAUAUUAAAUGAAAUAAAUCUUUUAAAGAAGGUAGCCUUAUUAAGGCUUUUAUAUAAAUGUAGCACAAUAAAUCUGUGAAAGUAAUUAACCGUAUUAAUAUAUUUUUAAUAUAUGUGGCAUGUACAAAAUUCCUAAAUUUUUUACAAGGAAGCUCAGUAUUGAACUUGACUCCCUCUUUAUACGUGGCAAAUUUGAUUUUGAUAAAUGACAUGCUAAAUAUUCUCUGGACUUUACUGUGUGCUCCUGCUCCCAACUUUUCAAAAGAGUUGAAAAGCUUAGGGUGCUCAAAUCAAUUACCAACUCUUUUACUUUGUUGCUUUGCAAAUUUACAUUACAGAAGAAAUAUUGCUUGACUAAUGAGUUUCUAGUUUAUAAUUGCAAUUGCUGGCCAAUAUAAGCGCCCUGCAAUAACACUAGCACUAGCCAAUUGUAAAAAUAAAUAGUUUUGUCAGAGACUUCCUUUUGAGUUAGAAUUGUAUGAAUCUCAAUAUACACUAUAUAAGCAUGUGGUAUAAGCAUCUCUCUUUCUUUCUCUCUUGACUUUGUUAGUGCUCUAACCAAAUAUUUUCCCCAUCUCGGAGCUUCAUUUUGUCUUUUAUAGCGUAACCAGCAUGAACCGUGAGAAGAGCAUCUCAGUUGAACCUGUCCACAAUUCCAGUUCAUUGCCUAGAGAUGUCAGCGUUUUGGUUGUGGACGGUGAUUCUACCUGUCUCACCUUCAUAUCAAAAAUGCUCUAUAGAUUUGGUUACAAAGUUGUGACUGCUAAGCAAGGCUCUGAUGCAUUGGCAAUUGCACGGGAGAAAGAUGAUCUUCAGCUUGUUGUGACAGAGGCUCAUUUGCCUGACAUGGAUAAAUAUGAGUUCCUAGAGAGAAUGCAAGAAAUGUCUAAAUUGCCAGUCAUUAUUAUGUCAGCUGAUGAUAGUGAGAAAGCCAUGUUAGGCAGCCUGUUUAAAGGUGCUGUGUUGCAUCUCGUGAAACCAAUCACUUUGAAUGACAUGAAAAACAUUUGGCAGUUUGCACUCAUGAAGAAAAGUGACAAAACCUUAGCUGCUGAUAGAAUAAGCAGUGGUCAACGGGCAUUAUCUGAGGAAUCAGUGAAUCAGCCAUUUGAGAAUAAAAAGGAGCAAAGCCACCAAAAGGCCAAAAGAAAAGCACCAGAAGAGAUGAACAAAGAUGAGGAGGAAGAGAAUUAUGAUUCAUCAGUCCUAAAGAAGCCAAAUCUAGUUUGGAAUAAUGAGUUACACAACAGAUUCCCACAAGCUUUUAAUGUAUUAGGCAUUGACACAGCUCAUCCAAAGAAGAUAAUUCAGCAAAUGAAUGCCCCGGGACUGAAAAGGGAAAAUAUUUCAAGGCAUUUACAGAAAAAUCAUCUCCCCUUGAAAUGUCAACAAGAUGCAAUUCAAAAGACCAUGAUUGGAAAAUCUACUGGAUCAAGCCUUGGACCAUACUAUCCUUCAUCAGCAGUCAAUUUACAUGGACUUCAUCAAUUUUCAAAUCAGCAAUCUGUAUCAACAUCAUAUCAACCAGAGUUUGGAAAUGAUUUGCGGAGAAAUUUAAGUAGUCACAUGUACACGCCCUUUCUUGGUUCUGCACAUUUUCCUAAUUAUGUAAACUCAAGCCUUGGAUCACACUAUCCUUCACCAGCAUUCAAUUUACAUGGACUUCUUCAAUUUCCAAAUCAGCAAGCCGCAUCGACAUCAUAUCAACCAGAGUUUGGAAAUGAUUUGCAGAGGAAUUUAAGUAGUCACAUGUACAUGCCCUUCCUUGGUUCUGCACAUUUUCCUAAUUAUGUAGACUCAAGCCUUGGAUCAUACUAUCCUUCAUCAGCAUUCAAUUUUCAUGGACUUCGAUUUUCAAAUCAGCAAUCCGCAUCAACAUCAUAUCAACCAGUGCUUGGAAAUGGUUUGCAGAGGAAUUUAAGUGGUCACAUCUACAUGCCCUUUGUUGGUUCCACACAUGUUCCUAAUUACAUAGACUCAAGUUGUAGUAAUCCAUCCAAUCCUAUGUAUGGGCAAUUGACUCCACCAGUCAGUCAGCUAGGUUAUACUUUUCCUAAUUCUAGUCAUGUUGGAAGUUGGAUCAUUAGCAAUGAGUUAGCAGGCUUUGUCCAGAUCAGAAAUUCUAGUGGUGAAGAGACCGUCAGCAGGAACAUGGAUCCUUUUGGUGUGCAUAAUAUUGUCUUUCUGAGUGAUAACACACAACAAGAACACCUGCAGCAGCAACAACAAUUUCUGCAGCAGCAACAACCAUUUCUGCAGCAGCAACAACAACAAUUUCUGCAGCAGCAACAACCAUUUCUGCGGCAGCAGCAACCAUUUCUGCAGCAACCAUAUCAGCCACUACCUCCACCAUCACAACCACCACAGUAGCCAAAAUAACAUGACUUUUUUUGGGUCUUAACGAGGAGAAAUAGAAGAAUUAUUUGAUCUUUCUAAAGACCCUAAUCAUGCAUGAUGAGGAACUUGAUGAUCUCUGGUAAUAGAUGAAUUUUGUGUCCAGGUAUAUUAAUGCUACUUAACACAGACCUUUAUGUACCGUCUUUCUUUGUCCUGGAAUUUUGAAAAUUCUUCGCACUUAUAAGCCAAGUGUUUCAACAUUUGGGCGCCACAAGGGCGAGAAGAGGCCAUGUUCUUGGACAUUAAUAUUGCUUUUUACAUGGACAGUGAGAUUCCAGAAAUAUGACUUCAGCCAUGGGUGAAAGUUUGGAAUCCAAGCAAGAAAAGUGUAAAACUUAUCAUUUGUUUUCCAAUUUGAGUCUGAUGGUUUGAGUUUACAGUUAGUGGUUUGGAGGAAGUACUUGAAUUUGAUGAUGUUGUUUUUGUUUUGUUGCUAUUUCUUAUUAGCAUUACAAUAAAGCACUGUUUGAUGGAUAGUGGUUAGGAGGAAGUACUUGAAUUUGAUGAUGUUUUGUUUGGUUGCUAUUUCUUUCGUGCAUUACAAUAAAAUACUGUCAGACGGAUAUCUUUGUCUAUUC